This is a messenger RNA of Phacochoerus africanus (Common warthog), 1699 nucleotides long. RefSeq lists its product as uncharacterized. The record is from RefSeq and is a predicted model, not a curated record. Gene Ontology annotation, biological process: negative regulation of canonical Wnt signaling pathway. Gene Ontology annotation, molecular function: calcium ion binding. The coding region runs from base 1 to 1341 and encodes 446 amino acids. The transcript has 4 exons. Gene Ontology annotation, cellular component: cytoplasm. Lineage: Eukaryota; Metazoa; Chordata; Mammalia; Artiodactyla; Suidae.
AUGGAGCAGAAACAGGAGAACAGAGGGCAGAGACACUUUGCUUCUGAACUGGCAGACAGUCUCAAGACAGAUCCACAACAGGGAGCAGUCCAAAGAGUUCUGCCCAGAGAACGCCAGCCCUCCGCCCGAAGCCUUCCCCAGGUGUCAGGGGCCCGCGUCGUAGCCGGAGACACUGACCUGACCACCUUCCCGAGGGCCUCCCCUCGCGUCCCCAUCGCCACCCUCACUUCCCUGACUCCACGACCCACCUUCCCUCCUCCCUCUCCCCUAAGGUGUCUACUCCCGCGACUGCAGAGCGCCCAUCUUCCAAGCCCGGGCAAAACCCGGAGAGGUGGAAUCCCUCUCCCGGAGCGCCCCGGCGGCCACUGGGCAUGCUCCGUCGUCAGGCAGGUUCGGGGCUGGAAGCAGCUUGUGCGCCUCGCGGAUUCCUCCUGCGGCCGCGCGUCCUCCGCCUCGCGAGCAGCGAGCGGACGCAUGAUGGCGGCCGCGGCGGGGAGCGCCAGCGGCGGCAGUAGCGGCGGCGGCCGCGGCGGCAGCAGCAGCAGCGACACGUCCAGCACGGGCGAGGAGGAGAGGAUGCGGCGCCUCUUCCAGACAUGCGACGGCGACGGCGACGGCUACAUUAGCAGAAACGACUUGCUGAUGGUGUGUCGCCAAUUGAAUAUGGAAGAGUCUGUGGCAGAGAUCAUGAACCAGCUGGGCGCAGAUGAAAACGGCAAGAUUUCCUUUCAAGAUUUUACAAGAUGCCGCAUGCAGCUCGUCAGGGAAAUCCGGAAGGAGGAAGUAGGCCUUUCGGAGAGGUCAGACAACUCCUGUAAGAAGAAAAAGCUGAGGGAUAGAAUUGCCUCCUGGCCCACGAGCAGUGACAACAGUCUGGGUGCUGUAUCAGCAGCCAGGGAGAGCUGGGAAUACGACUCCGGUGCCAGGGACCUCCAGAGCCCGGACUUACAGACUCAGUCAACCCUACAGAAGCUUCUGGAGUAUGGGGGGAGCUCUUGGCACCAGCAGGCUGCCGCUCUCUACAAGCUGCUCGCACAGUCCCCGCGUUUUGGCAGCUCUGUAGGAGGCAGCUAUCUGGAGCUGGCCAACACGGUAAGUACUUUCCGGUUCAUGGAACACAUCUCUAGGAUGGUGUGUAUUCCAAGGCAAAUAUUUAAAUGCUGCGCUCCAGGGGACGUAUCGGAUAUUGUCUUUUUUAUUAAUCUACACCUUGUGCCGUUGCCAACAUUGCCAAUGAUGUUGAGUGUUCCAAAUAUUUAUGAUUGGCAACGUCACUGCCAUUAUUCAGAGAAGAGUUGUCUCCUAAAAAGUGUUUUAAGUCUGUACCUUAUCCCGAUUUGAUUACUAGAAUAUCUCCAGUGGCUUCACCUUAACUAGAAUGCUUUUCUGACACCAGACGCUACACAUUAAUCAGUUAUCAUCCUUCCUUUAUGUUCCCUAACUUGGACUUGACUCAUUUGGAAAACAAAGAGGAAAAUAUGUCAUUGAAAGCUUGGUAAUUGUUUCUGCUUGUACUUUAAGAACAUAUUCUGGGAGUUCCCACCGUGGCGCAAUGGGAUCGGCGGUGUCUCUGGAGCGCUGGGACUCGGGUUUGAUCCCCCGCUGGCGUGGUGGGUUGGGGACUCUGACAUUGCUGCAGCUGUGGCUCAGAUCUGAUCCUUAACCUGGGAACUCCAUAUGCCACAGAGCAGCCAAAAAA